GUGAACAAAAAGGCGUACGCUCGACUCGAUAUGAUCGGGAAAGGCGGUUCCUCCCGCGUUUUCCGUGUGCUUAAUCAUGCAAACGAGCUAUACGCUAUCAAACGGGUAUCGCUCGACAAGACAGACUCGGAGACGAUGAGUGGCUACAUGAACGAAAUUGCUUUGCUCAAACGGCUCGAAGGGAAUAGUCGAAUCAUUCGCCUGAUCGACAGCGAGGUGAAGGCUGGACCAGGAGGGAGCAAAGGACAUUUGCUUCUUGUAAUGGAAUGCGGGGAAAUUGACCUAGCAAGGUUGCUCCAGGAGCAGAUGAAGGAACCUGUGAACAUGGUUUGGGUUUCCUAUUAUUGGCAACAGAUGCUGCAAGCCGUGCAUGUCAUUCACGAAGAAAAGAUUGUGCAUUCUGACUUAAAGCCGGCAAAUUUUGUCUUAGUGCGUGGUCAGCUUAAGCUGAUCGAUUUUGGGAUCGCAAAUGCCAUCGCCAACGACACGACGAACAUCCAGAGGGAUCAUCAGAUUGGUACUGUGAAUUACAUGAGCCCAGAAGCCAUCGAACUUCCAGAUGGUAUGCGACGGCUUAAAGUUGGUCGACCGUCCGACGUCUGGUCACUAGGUUGCAUUCUAUACCAGAUGAUCUAUGGACAUCCACCGUUUCAGCAUCUUUCGGUGUACCAAAAGAUGAAAGCCAUCCCGGACUCGGCACAUGUUAUUGAGUUCCCAGAGUUGGACGUGAUUGCGGGUAUCAAGAGCUGCUUGUGCCGGAAUCCGAAAGAGCGGGCAACAAUUCCAGAGUUGCUUGACCAAGAUUGGCUAGCUUUGAAAGAACGUGAGUUGCCUGCUCGUUGA
This is a messenger RNA of Laccaria bicolor S238N-H82, 843 nucleotides long. RefSeq lists its product as uncharacterized. The annotation marks the transcript as partial. Lineage: Eukaryota; Fungi; Basidiomycota; Agaricomycetes; Agaricales; Hydnangiaceae. Gene Ontology annotation, molecular function: protein serine/threonine kinase activity; ATP binding; protein serine/threonine/tyrosine kinase activity. The transcript is spliced from 4 exons. Gene Ontology annotation, cellular component: nucleus; kinetochore; spindle. The record is from RefSeq and is a predicted model, not a curated record. Gene Ontology annotation, biological process: mitotic spindle assembly checkpoint signaling; chromosome segregation; protein localization to kinetochore.